Messenger RNA from Caenorhabditis auriculariae, 2832 nucleotides. The record is from the annotation of a GenBank genome assembly. Lineage: Eukaryota; Metazoa; Nematoda; Chromadorea; Rhabditida; Rhabditidae.
AUGGACGGCUCCUUGGUCGGGCUGACGGUGGCCCUGACGACAGAGUUCGUCACGUCUUCUGAUGGAUCAAUGGCGGCCAUCGUCGGCAACUGCUCGACGAUCAUCGUCCGCAGUCACUUCAACCUCCAUCCCGUCGGCCCCAUGGGCUUGUUCGUUAAGAAUUUGGAGGUCGGAGAGUCUAAUCAACGAAAAAAGUAUUGCCCAUUGACAUUCCAGGCGCUGAUCAAUGAUGGAAUCGCCAGGAGAAUUCCGGACUUGCUCUGCAAUCGUCUGAAGAGAUUGAUCGAAGGACAGACGCCACGGCUUCUGAGGAGAUUGACGCGUCUGGAUGUGGGGAAGAACGUCGCCGAGAGAAUCGUCACUGAGAAUCCGGCUGUCAAUGAGUUGGUGGCUCUAAGGGCUCAAGAUAUAGAGAUAAUUUAUUUAGAUUCGAAUAAAGUUUGGUAAACAAAAAUUAAUUAAUUCAAACUUUUUUUGGCCUUAAUUUGAGCUUUCUCAGGCCGUUGAGGUAUCACAGAUCGCUUUUAAACUUCUGAAUGUAAAAAGACCACCAGAUGCAAAUUAUUAGGUCUGUGAACAAAAAAGUUGAAGUUCAUCCUUUUAGAAAAAUAUUCAAAACUCUGGUCAAGGGAUUUGGAAAUUAUUUAAUUAAAGUUUUUUUGAAUAGCAAAUUUGUAUUAGCCUCCGAUACUUUUUUUUGAGAAAAUCAAAAAUGAAACCUUCGCAAUAAUUAACACGGUGAGAAUUUUCAAGAAUAAUCUGUAUAUAAUUCACUGGAUCUUUCCUUUUUUUAGCUUCAUAUCAAAUCUCGUGGACGGUCUGUACAUUGACAAUGCAAACGUCGCUCAGCCAAUCAUCACUGACGACUUUUUAGAGACCCAAAACAGAGGUAUUCUGAUUGAUUUACAGCGCUUUAUUCACCUUUACCAGGUGAAUUUCGCUACAAUCGACAAACUGAACUGUCUCCAUUCUUCCCGAAGUCAGUUGGUUUCCCAAUCAUUCAUAAACUCCCUCUAGACCCAUGAGAAUCACGACAAAAUCCGACCGAAUGCUCCAUUUCUACGCCUCAGACUACCUGUUCAAUUCGAUGCUCUACCACGCUUAUCAAAUGAAUAACCUUCACAUGCAGGUUCCCCUUAUUGCUUCGCGUUGCUCAUGUUACCUGCUCAAUUCAGUUCAGUGCCGAUAACCUGCCGAAAGAGUUUGGAAGUUUCUUGUCGACGACCUGCGCUCCCAGAGAGCUUUGCAUUGGGCGGAUGAUCCCGCCGCUAGGAAAGGUUGGCAAAAACGGGCGAGGGGAUCGAACCUGUGACCUGUAGAUCUCUGUUCCAGCGCUUCCCCAACACGACCGCCUCAUUCGUUCUCAUUUCUCAUGGACUGCCGGACUUCAAGUUCAGCAACGACUCGGCCAUUGUGCAGCUUUCAAGUUUGCCAUUUCUUGAUUUUUAAAAAUGAUGAAACGUUUGAAAAUGACGUCAAUCUGAAAAUAAAAGGAUAAGGAAACAUGACGUCAUUCUUGAUCGAAGAAAAGAAUUGAAUCGAUGUUUGAAAGGUAACUUUCUGCUCGACAAAUGAAAUUUUGAAUGACGUCAUGAUCGAAUUCGAUAUAUUACAUCACUGAAGACCGCAUACAAAAACUUGGACCUACCGUAAGAUCUCCGAAGAAAAAUAGUUCGGAAAAAUGUGACGUCAAAAUUGCGACGCAUGCAGUCGUGUUGACGUCAGGAUUUUUGUUGAAGAUUAGGAUAAGUUUGGCUUUUCAUCACUUUUCAACUAAUUUGAAGUACUCCCCAAUAUUGCCGACUUGAGCCGUUUUUCAUAAAAAUUAUAAAAUUUUUACAAAUUUGUUUGACACGAUUCGUGAUACGGAUGCGCAGAAAGAGAUUCAUAAAGUUUCCGGAAGUUUGAUGAAGUAUGCAAGAGAUAAGAACAAAUUGAAUAAGUGAAGUGUUUUCAGUGAGGGUUCUGACCUACGUGAAGGAGAACGGUCGACAGCGUCAAGUGAUCGUUUCUUCGGCCGACGGCGACGCCGAAGUCCUGCUCUCCGUUGAAGGCGACAACCUCAGCGGCGAGCUCAAGCUCCGGACGUGAGUUGACUCAAAGGCUCCGUUGUAGUCAAGAGAAACUUGAAGAGGUGUUGAAAGAAGCAGAAUGGAGUUUAUAAUCGUCAUUUCUGUCUGAUAAUUCCCAGUUCAAAGAAUUUUAAUGACUCUGUUCUACUCCUUUCAAAGAUCUGAACAAGUUUCUCGAAAAACAUGGGAAUUAUCCAAUAUGGAGCUUCAGACUGGACGUUCGACUGCAUCGGACGGCCAUAGAAGGGAUCCACUCGCAAUCUUUUGCUCAGUUGGCCCCGCUGGCCAAGACUUUCAUCGGACCUCAUCUGAGUGACGCUUUGAAGCGCGGCAUUCCGUUCCCGUUGAAGGUUAAUUUUGUCAUUUUCUUUAAUUUCUCACCUACGAUAGCUUCCUUCUAGUCAUAUACUUACUAUAUUAAAGAAGUAUGUUACUUUGAAAUUUUGAUUCUUUGACAAAUUAUAGGGAAAAUUCGAGAAUCGAAAAGGUUUUCUCUAAUCCCUAUAGGGAUCAUUUUACCAUAUCACGUCAUCUUUCUCAUUAAACUCGAAUUUCAUCCUCUGAAAACCACAACUUUGAUUUCUGAUUGAAAUUUUUUCCAAUACAAAUGAUGUCGAAUCUCUUUGAGGACAUGAUGAAGCUGGUGGAUCCGAAAGUCCGUCGCCACGAGGGCUUCAUCGAACUUUCCACUGACUUCCAGCUCAACGAGUCGGCGUUCCGAAAAACCGUACGGGAAACUUUUGCCGAUGUGAAUGUAUGA